CGGCUCGUUGACCAACUGGACAGCAGGACCAUGGGCAAGGGAGGAGAAGGAGCUCGCAAGUGCCCGUUCGAUGGCGAUGCCGCCAAGAAGGGUCUACCGUCGGGGAUGUCCGCCGAGACGAUCGCGACAGUCGACGCCACGGCCGGCGCGGUCGCUCCCUUCGCGCUCGACAUCACCAAAGACUUUUACGGCGACAUGAUUGCGUCGCUGCCGUCCGUCGUCCUCACCGUCUUCAACCCGGCGCACAACGUUCCCAUCUCGACGCACCAGCCCGAGGCGCUGGCGGCUUCAGUCUGCGCGUACGCCACCAACAUCAAGGACCUGUCGCCGCUCCUCGUGCCUGGCGGCGCCGUCGACGCGAUCAACCACCGGCACUGCGCGCUCAACAUCCAGCCGGCCCACUACCUCCCCGUGCACGACCACCUGAUGGGGUCCAUUGCGCAUGUGCUCGGCCCGAAGCUCGGGGACGCGCUCACGCCAGAGGUGGCUGGCGCGUGGAGCGAGGCCGUCCGCUUCCUGGCAAAGGUCUGCAUCGACAAGGAGGAGGCGCUGUACGCCGAGUACGAGAAGCGGCCGGGCGGGUGGCGGGGGCUGAAAGACUUCACCGUCACCGAGAUCGCCGACGUGGCGACAGGCAUCAAGAGCUUCAAGUUCGAGCCCGUGAACCCGCUCACUUCCGGCUUCGCCUUCGAGGCCGGCCAGUACCUCACCGUCAAGGUGGACCCGAACGGGGACGGCCUCACCGCGCCGCGCCACUACACGGCCACCUCGCCGCCUGGGGCAAAGUACCUGCAGUGCACGACCAAGAAGGUGGCGGGCGGCGUGGUCUCGACGUACAUGCACGAGACGCUCAAGGUCGGUGACACCGUCAAGCUGACGCCUCCCUAUGGCGUCUUCACCCUCGACGACGCGGCGCCGACCGCCGUCUUGCUCAGCGCCGGCAUCGGCGUCACGCCGAUGAUCAACUUUGCGCGCGCGCUCGGUGGCAAGGUUGCGCUGGCGGUGCACGUCGACAAGUCGGCCAAGGCGCACGCGCUCAAGGGCGAGUUCGAGUCGCUCCUCGGCAAGAAGAAGCUUCUCUGCAAGUACACUGACGGGGGCAAGCGGCCGUCGGCGGCGUCGGUCGCCGCCGAGACGAUCUCCAAGGCGGGUACAGAGCACGUCUUUUACAUCUGCGGCCCUCCGGCAUGGAUGAGCGAGAUGCAGGCGGAGCUGCUCAAGCUCGGCGCCAAGAAGGUCAUGUGCGAGGUGUUUGGCUCGCAGCUCGCCACCAGCUGCCCUUUCGCCGCCUCGCCGCCCAAGGCGGAAGAUAACAGCCCUGGCGCCGCAAUCGAGGGUAUGCUCGCUCGCACGGUCGGGCCGUCGCUCGCCCGCACCUUCACGGAGGCGAUGCCGAGCGGCGGAGGCGCAAAGGUUGCGGUGGGGGCGUGUGCGGUCGCCGCCGUCGCCGCCAUCGCUUUCAAGGCCCUCCGCUAGGCUCGCGCGCGCGUUCUCUUUUUGCCGCCCGCCCGCUGAGUGGGGGCGGUCUCUUGUCUCGCCGUGUCGAGCCGUGCCUUCUGUCCAGUGCCUCCCAUCUCCCGUCGACUUGAGCCUUGCGCGCUUCGUCUCGUUGUACACUCCAGGACGCCUCUGAGCUGGUGCGCCCCGAUUCUCCCCUGCCGUCACGCGCAGUCGCAUAGCGAUUAGUAUGCGUCGGGUUGGGCCCGUAGCGUCUGUUUUUGCCAAGGCUUGUGUGUGUGCGUCUGGGAGGGGGUGUACGGUUGGUCUUGUGUGUCUUUUUGAUCUCCCAGUGAGAUUUCG
This is a messenger RNA of Emiliania huxleyi CCMP1516, 1800 nucleotides long. RefSeq names its product putative nitric oxide dioxygenase. The coding region runs from base 31 to 1476 and encodes 481 amino acids. Gene Ontology annotation, biological process: cellular response to nitrosative stress; nitric oxide catabolic process. Gene Ontology annotation, molecular function: heme binding; FAD binding; nitric oxide dioxygenase [NAD(P)H] activity. Lineage: Eukaryota; Haptophyta; Isochrysidales; Noelaerhabdaceae. Gene Ontology annotation, cellular component: intracellular anatomical structure. The record is from RefSeq and is a predicted model, not a curated record. The transcript has 14 exons.